CAACUGAACGCAGCGCAGAUCUGCCUCCAUUUUGUGUCGGUCGGUCCGUUUCCGGGUUUCCGAGAAGGGACCGAUAAAACGGUUUCAACGGGGGAAUAUGGCUCUGCUUGCAGGUCAGGAGUGCGGGUAAAGUUUUCCGUAGCUGCCUGAAACUGUUAAAAGUGACUCUUAAACGCGUCCAGCAGUUCGUUUUGUGCGCUACGUUUCCGCAAAGAGCUCUCGUUGACAGAGUUUACAGCCAGCCGGACUGCGCUGACACUGACAGCUGGAGAGUAAACAGCUCGAUGCUAACCAGCUAACUGCGGCUAGCUCCACGGUAACCGCCACUAGCAAGCUAACGUUAGCCGGCUAACCUGCGAGUGUUUUUUGGUGGCGUUAAGUUACAUCACCAGGACUUGCCAGCACCAUCCACCCUCCCAUCCUUAUUUUUUAUUCUGCCCCGACGAAGGAUUGCCACAACAGCACUUUCCAUUCAUGUUGUUUUUGAGGACGAGACUAUCGAACCUCCUCUUCUUCGAGCCAGGGAGUCAGUGUGUGUCGCCCCAGCUGAGACGGUGAAGACACCUGGUCCUUACCCCACACAGAGCAGUGCCAACAGAGGGACAGGAUGCCUAUUCCUCCCCCUCCCCCUCCUCCCCCAGGACCCCCGCCUCCCCCCACCUUCAAUGAGGCAAACACGGCUCCUCCCAAACUGAGGUCGUCCGAGACUAAAGGCAGAGGAGCGCUGCUGUCGGACAUCUGCAAAGGCGCCAAGCUAAAGAAGGUCACUGUGAUCAAUGACCGGAGCAGUCCGGUUAUAGAGAAAUCAGGAGGAGGCGGAGGCGGAGGUGGAGGAGGCGGCGGCGGCGGCGGAGGCGGUGGAGGUUUUGGAGGCGGGGGGCCAAUGGGAAUGGGAGGCCUUUUCCAAGGAGGUGUGCCAAAAUUACGCCCAGUUGGAGAUGGUUCAGCCGGCGGUUCGGUGGGCAGGUCCGCCUUGAGGCCCCCGGGGUUCCGGCCUGCAGCCCCUCGCCCCCCCACAGGCCGCUCCACCUCGCCCUCCUCGCCCAACAAACCCUCUCCGCCAGAGCACCAGCGCUCCCACCGCCCCUCGCUCCCUGACAUCUCCCGCCCCUCCAGCAGCAGCAGCAGCUCCUCCACAGGCAGCGGGAUGAAGCACAGCACCUCCGCCCCACCUCCUCCUCCACCCUUCAACAGAGGCGGCCGUGGCAACGCUCCGCCUACCCCCAAUCAGAAAGCACCUGCUCCACCCUCCUCAUCCUCCUCUCACAGCAGAGAGAAACCCCUCCCACCGACGCCCAACAGAGGCCACACCCCUCCCAGCUCCGUGAAGCCGCCUCCGUCUUCCAGCAGACCACCCACUGGCGGCUCCUCCGCUCCUCCACCUCCCCCGCCAUACAGACCGCAGACGUCGGGCGGCGUCUCCAACGGGCCGUCCCAAGUAGACGGGGGUGGGGCUCCGGAGCUACCACAGAGGCACAACUCUCUGCACAAAAAACACACAUCAGGAGGCGGCAGCCAAGGACGCAGCCACGCUCCUCCGCCUCCUCCUUCACCGUCUCCAUCCUCCCAGCAGGGCAGCAGACCACCACCACCUGCCAGAGAGCCACCUGGGCGCAGAGCAGCUCCCCAGGUGCCCCCUCUUGGGUCUCGUAACGGCGGUCGGGACGCCCCUCCUCCCCCGCCCCCAUACCGCAUCCACAGCUCUGUGACCUCAGAGACCCACAGCCGAAUGAGCAAACCACCUCCACCUCCCUCCUCUUCCUCCGUCUCAUCCUCCUCCUCUUCCUCCUCCCGAACCCCGGCUGGACCCCCUCCACCGCCCCCGCCCAUCCGGAACGGCCACUCCUCCAUCUCCUCCUCCAAGUCCAUCAUAGAUGAUUUUGAAUCCAAGUUCAACUUCCACCCGAUUGAAGACCUUCCACCUCCAGAGGAGUACAGACAUUUCAACAAGGUCUACCCCAGCAAAACCAACAAGGCCAUGAUGAGAGGAGCUCCUCCAGCACCGCCGGUGGGGAGGUGAACAACUGACCUCAGCUCAGGACUUGAACUCUCAGUCAGCCGAUUCGAUGGACGGUCGGAGGGUGGUGGUGGUGGUGGGAGGAGGAGAGGGGAGGGGAUGGGGGGUUGGUGAAGAAGCACUCAAAUCACAAACACACUACAACACAAACACACUAACACUAUAAACCACCUGCUGGAAGCACAGCGGCACCACGACAGGUUUGACGCUGCUCGCCGGUCACCUUCUGUCUCUGCAC
This is a messenger RNA of Siniperca chuatsi (mandarin fish), 2255 nucleotides long. RefSeq names its product WAS/WASL interacting protein family, member 2a (gene wipf2a). The record is from RefSeq and is a predicted model, not a curated record. NCBI's taxonomy places the organism in Eukaryota, Metazoa, Chordata, Actinopteri, Centrarchiformes, Sinipercidae. The coding region runs from base 608 to 2020 and encodes 470 amino acids. Gene Ontology annotation, molecular function: actin binding. The transcript has 8 exons.